AUGUAUCUCAUUGUUGAGCAGCAGACCAGCAGAGUCAUCAACAUCUUCAAAGUCAGCAAACAUCCACAUGUCACACGCAAUACACACACACUCGCGCCCGACCUCAAGUGGCCCCUCAUAUUCGCCAAGGGGGGAGGCCUGGAAUGGGACCGGGGCAGCUGCCACCGUAUCACCGUCGCGCUCAAACUUGGGAGGUGA
This is a messenger RNA of Colletotrichum destructivum, 198 nucleotides long. RefSeq lists its product as uncharacterized. The record is from RefSeq and is a predicted model, not a curated record. NCBI's taxonomy places the organism in Eukaryota, Fungi, Ascomycota, Sordariomycetes, Glomerellales, Glomerellaceae. The transcript has a single exon. The coding region runs from base 1 to 198 and encodes 65 amino acids.